AUGACAGCUGUUGGUACGAAAGACAAGAGUGUCGACUGGUUCCAGCCCGAGCUGGAAGAUGUUAAUGCUCAAGCUAGGUCGGUCCUUGAGACAUACAGCAACAUACCUUCUGAUCAAGUCGUUCCGCAUGUCCUAAGAAUUAGAGACACAGCAUGGGAAGUCUUCCCGUACCCCUGCAUCGGCCAGUUUCGCUUCCUGGAUAUGCCCUUGGGAGGUUUCCAUGAAUAUCCGGAAAUUCUCCAGAGACUCAAGUCUGGCAACGAGAAGUAUCUCGAUCUGGGAUGCUGCUUUGGUCAAGACAUUCGUCGUCUUGUAAAUGAUGGAGUUCCUGGCAGUGUUUUGAUCGGCAGUGACCUUCACCAAGGGUUUUUGGAUCUCGGAUACGAUCUCUUCAAAGACAAGGACAAGCUGAAUAGCAAAUUCAUCGCGGCAGAUGUCUUCGAAUCACAAUCUGCCCUUACGCCUUUAGCAGGCAAAAUCGACAUCCUUCACACGUCGUCGUUCUUCCAUCUGUUCGGCUAUGAAGGACAGAAGAAGAUUGCGAGACGCGUAGUCCAGCUUCUCAAGCCACAAAAGGACUCACUACUAGUCGGGCGUCAAGUGGGCAAUGUCAGAGCUCACGAGGAAGAAUCAUCGGCUAGUGGAAGCGGCAACAUGUUCCUGCAAAACGUGGAGUCAUGGAAGCAGAUGUGGGAGGAGAUUGGAGAGGAAACCGGCACGCAAUGGGACGUGAAUGCUACUCUGGAAGACUGGCCUCUUGUUAGAAACAAGGUAUCAUGGCACAAGGAGGGAACGAAGAGGAUCUUCUUUUCGGUCAGGAGGCUCUGA
This is a messenger RNA of Aureobasidium pullulans EXF-150, 828 nucleotides long. RefSeq lists its product as uncharacterized. The transcript is spliced from 2 exons. The record is from RefSeq and is a predicted model, not a curated record. Lineage: Eukaryota; Fungi; Ascomycota; Dothideomycetes; Dothideales; Saccotheciaceae. Bases 1 to 828 code for a protein of 275 amino acids.